AUGGCUAAAACAUCUAAAACCGUUCCUCAGGGAAAAAAAGCCUCCUCAUCAUCGCGUCCGGCCAGUGGUAGAACGGUGGUGCCACCUCGUAUCGAAGAGUGCAUUCCCGGGCCGUGCGAGCUAUCUUCCGAUUUUAAAAUCGAUAAGCCUGCAUCAGUUCCAGGCCGAUGUGAACCCAUGUCUCGAUACAUCUGUUUGAUAACUGAAUAUGAACUUGAGCAGGUGAAAAAGGAUUGUGACUCUUGGCCAGAUCUACCCUUCCUUUUGGCAUAUCGUCAAAUUGCUCAGCUCCCUUUUGAUGAUGCAGUUGCCCCUUGGUUCCCUGGUGUGAUUCCGGACCUUGCAGGCCUCAGAGACGAUGUUGCUAUGCGGCCGCCCCCGCCCAGUGAAGAGGAAGUCCCAAAGCCAACCAAGGAGAAGAAAAGGAAAAGGGCUUCACCUGCAAGUUACCCGAAGCCCAUGAAAAGUAAGGCUCGAAAGCCUAGGGCCAAUCCUGCGGCCCUAUCUGCAGAAGCGGUCCAACACCUUCGUAAUGACGAGGAAGAGGGAGAAGAUGAGGACUGCCUGUUGGUAGCUCGGAAAAGAGGAAGCACCGAGGCUUCAAAAUCUGCCGAACCGGUGAUGGCUGAUAUGGUUCAUUCUCGAACAGAAGAAAUAUCGGAGGGGGGCUCGAGCAGAGUCCCCGAGCCAUCGGGUGGCAAAAGUACGUCUCAUCCGGGAGGUCAUUUGGCGGGCGAGCUCGAGGAGCCUAGUUCCGAGGCCCUCCAAAGAAAAGAUAGUAUCCCAAGUGAAUCACGUGGGAUAAUUAAUAUAGAUGACUCGCCGAUGGGCCCUGUGUUCUCCGAAGGGAAAUUCCGAGAAGCCCAAGCCAUGAGGGUCGAAGAUGACCCUGGCCCUAACGCCUUGUUUAUCUUUGAUGAGGCUCAGAGGCUUCUCAAACAGGCCGUGGCGCUUCAUCGACAAGCAUUUUCCAAAUCUCAAGCCGAGCUUGCCCGAUGCGAAUCCGAACUCAAGAAGCUGGUGGAAGAGAGGGAUAUCUUUAAACGCCUCUAUGUACAGAAAGAGGAGGAGGUCAGGGAUCUCCGAGUUGAAUUGACGAAGGCUCGUCAACAACAGACUGAGGUCAUUGAAAAGCUUCGAGAAGAGCUCAAGGGGAAAAAGGCCGAGACCUUGGGGUGGAAGCAACACAUGGAUCGUCUCGCCUCGGAGAAAGAUACACUUUGGGACCAGCUGACUUCGAUCGAACGCCAGCUUCAAAAUGCAAAGAGGGAAAUCUUGGCCCAGAACCGCAAGAUUGAGGAGCUCGAAGCUAAAUCAGUCGCUGAGCUUGCGAAGGCCAAAUCUGAGGCAGAGGCAUUUGUGGCCUCUUAUCGAGCUGACGCCGAGGCUACUAAUAUUCGGGCACAAGAAAUCUCCAUCGCUGCUGAAGUAAAAACUUUGGAGGACGAGGCUGCCGCUUUACUUUCUGAUGAUGAAGAUUCUACCAGUGGCUCCGAGAGCGGAGGAUAUGAGGAUGAAGUCCCCGAGGAGGAGAUUCCCAAAGAUGUGGCUCUCAAAGAUCCCGAGGAUGCGGUUCCCGAGGACGUGGCUCCCAAAGUAGAUUAG
This is a messenger RNA of Nicotiana attenuata, 1605 nucleotides long. RefSeq names its product titin-like. The coding region runs from base 1 to 1605 and encodes 534 amino acids. Lineage: Eukaryota; Viridiplantae; Streptophyta; Magnoliopsida; Solanales; Solanaceae. The record is from RefSeq and is a predicted model, not a curated record. The transcript has 8 exons.